Anopheles aquasalis is the source of this 713-nucleotide messenger RNA. RefSeq names its product von Hippel-Lindau protein (gene Vhl). NCBI's taxonomy places the organism in Eukaryota, Metazoa, Arthropoda, Insecta, Diptera, Culicidae. The record is from RefSeq and is a predicted model, not a curated record.
UGUAAUUUUAUUUUUCAAAAACACGGAAAUUCCUGGCGUUCCUGUUGCCGGCUGUUGAACGUGAUGAGCAGGUAGUUAAUCGGGAACAUGGACCACGGAGGAUGCGCUUGGCCCAGGACGUUUGCAUCGCAUGGUAGCUGCCCAGAAUAUCUUCUCGCAUUAUGACGAACGUGGGCGCUGUUUCCGUGAAGUCGGUACAAUCCGAAAUCCGAUCGUUCAUCAAGUAUAUCAACACGACCCAGCGGACGGUGGCGGUGGAGUGGGUCGAUUACAACGGGAUAGCGUGCAACUUUAGGGUGCUGCAGCCACAGGAAUUCUGCCUGAUAAACACGUACGUGACGCAUCCGUGGAGGUUCCGGGACAACGAAACGGGCGAACAGAUGCACGUGAGGGGCCAGCCGGUGUACAUGCCCGAUCCCUGGUUUAACAAUUUUGAUGCCAAUGGUAAGCCAACGAGGAAGGAAGUCCGGAUACACUUUCCGUUACGUACACUACGAGAUAACUGCCUUUGGCGCAUUACGGAACUUGUCCCGGGCGAGAACGCGCUGCGGGAGCUGGAGAUACCAAGGAUCCUGGUGGACGAGCUGUUGAAUCUACGGGAAAAUAUACUUGCAACAAGGAGAUCCUGGGUGUAAAGGAUGAAUCGAAUCUUUAACCUGCCGUUCUUUCUUUCGAGGAAAAGGUCAUCAUAGUGGGCUUGAAAGAAAAGGCAC